GGGGAAAAGUAAAGGGAAAACAAAGCAGGCACAACAAACAAAGUUUUCGAAUCGAAACGGAAGCAUUCGGAAAUCGGUCGUCGUUCGUGACAGUUCAGUUGUAAUAAUCUGCAGCAUGAAAGUAAUCCUGUGGGUUUGAACUUCAAGGGGAUCGAAAUUAAUUGCAAAAUUUGUAAGUGAUUGUGGAAAAAAAAGGUGAAUCAGCUGUGUGGGAUAAUCGUCGAGAUUCUGGAACCUUCUCGUUAUUGCCAUUUCUUCGCGAGCGAACUGACCCCGAGCGGAGCUUCUGCGACGACCUCGAACAAAGAACAAAGAAAGCGCGACUGCAGUUUGCACUGCCACACUGCCUUUUAGCCAUAUAGCCAUAUAUAACUGGCUCUAACCGGUGGUAACCAAAUUCGCAUUUGGUCAAAACCAGUUGCUGCAGCUGCCUAACGUCGCACUUCCGCUAGCCAAACAGGCAAUCGGGCUAACAGAGAACAAAGCCAGGCUUAGAGUGAAAAUGGAUGCCCAGGAGAACAGGAGCGGCCAGUCGGGCCAGUCAUCAUCCGGCCAGGAUGAGCUGGAGGAGCGGCGGAUGCGGACGGACAGCGAGAGUUCCGUGGACAGCAUGACGCGCUUUGUGCUGCCCAGUUUAGAUGGCACUCCGCCGAAGAUCGUGACCCUGGACGAGGUGUCCAGCAUGUUCAAGGACCUGCGCAACAUGGAGCUGGCCCACGAGAUAGCCAUCAAUCCGGACUUUAAGCUGCAGAAGUACGAACCGCCCUCGGAUAGCUUGGAGGGCGCCAUUAAGAAGAUGGUGCACAAGGCGUUCUGGGAUCUGCUGCGCCAACAGUUGGAGCGCCAGCCGCCGUCGUAUGACCAGGCCAUCCGGCUGCUGGCGGAGAUCAAGGAGUGCUUCCCCCAGCUGCUGUCGCCGAACAACGAACGGGCCUUGGCCCACAUCAAUGCGGUGCUGGAUGAUGCGGUAAUCCGUCAGCAGGCGGAGCGCGGAACCCUUGACUUUCGGUCGUAUGCCAACUUUGUGAUCAACAUCCUUUCGCGAUCCUGCUCACCAGCGAGGGACGAAGCGGUGGCCGCUCUGCGGGAGAUCGACGAUGUGGUGGACACGUUCCGCAGCAUUCUCGAGCUAAUGACCCUGAUGAAAAUGGAUAUGGCCAACUUUAUGCUGGCCCUGGCCCGCACCGAAAUUGCUGCCAAUUCGGUGCAGUACGAGAAGGAGAAAUUCAGCAAGUACUUGCGCGAGUUCCAUGGCAAUGCUGGCUUUCCGGCCACCGAGGACUGGUUGCAGCGUCAUCGCUCCGGCAGCAACAUGGAUGAGACCAUUUACAAUGCGUACAUGCAGCUGAUUGACUAUCCGGCAGACAAGGAGUUCCCCGAACUGCUGCGCAUCGACAAGGAGCGCUUUGCUGGGUUGAGUUGGCGAGCCCAACGUCUCAUCCUCUGCGCCUCGCUAAUCUCGAUUGCCCAGAGCACACCCAUCAUUUCGCAGCGUCGCGAGAAUCGCAUCAAGCUGUCCCAGCAGCUGGACAUCAUUGUGCAGGAUGUCAAGAACCAGGACCAAGUAGCCACUGCCAUUGAAAGCUGCUACGAGCAGAUUCGCUCUUUUGUGAACAAAGCCCUGGAGCAGGAGAAUAUGCCGGUGAUGAGCGAGGCCGACCAGGAGGGCCUCAAGAACCAGGUGCUCAAGCUGGCCAACAAGGCGUCGCCAGUGAACAGUUUAAUGGCCAAGCGAUUGGAUGGCUAUGUGCGGGUGACACUCCGCUCCAAUGGAAGUAUUCCGCCGCCGCCGGCAGGAUUCGUUGACUACCAGGAGGAGCUGGUUGCAUUUAUUGCCUCGUUCCGUCGGCUUGUGUCCUAUAAUCACGCCGUUUUCGGGGAGCACUUUCACAAGAUCCUUAACAAGGCGAUGGCAGCCGCAGCCGCCGCUGGAGAAGAGGAGGUCGCUCCAACAGCCAGUGGAAUCACCGCUGGCCAGGCUCAGACUGCCAAUCCUUAGGGUGGUUGAGAUGUUUCGUCUUAGGCAAUACAACCAAUAUUAGCAUACAACACUCAGAAACACCUGUUACAAAACAACCGGAAGAUGGAAAACGGUCUGAAUGUUGAGGCAAUGGAGGCAGCAUCUCCGUGGAAAUGGAAAAGGAA
Drosophila takahashii is the source of this 2145-nucleotide messenger RNA. RefSeq names its product T-complex protein 11-like protein 2. NCBI's taxonomy places the organism in Eukaryota, Metazoa, Arthropoda, Insecta, Diptera, Drosophilidae. The record is from RefSeq and is a predicted model, not a curated record. Gene Ontology annotation, biological process: signal transduction.